AGGGAAAAAGACAAGGAGUAGUGGGGUAGUUAAUGGACUAACGCUUGCUGGUGGCUCUCCUACAAGAAUGUGAUCCAGACCCUUGCGUAUGGAGAAGGCCCUGGGUUUCAGGCUGCUUAUAGCCAGAGAAGCCCUUUAUGGCUUCAAGGUCUCAUCUGUAAAAUGAGGGGGCUGGAUGCGAGAUCUUUCCCAUGCGGUAUGACUGGCAGCCUGGGCCCAGUGAGUUAAACCUCUGCCUGCAGAGGGUCUCUGCAGUCCGGCCUCGGCCCCUAGCCGGCCCUGCGUGGCUUGACGUCGGCUUUGCCACGCCUGCGUUGGGUGGUGACGCAGGUGGCCACGCCCUCGCGCUUACGUCACCGGCCCGGUUCCCUCUCCCGGGAGCGGCGGCGGACGCGCGGCUCCCGCCCCCUCCCCUUUCACGGGUUUUCCCCUCCCCGGUGGCGGCCGCGGCCCGAGCCUCUGCAAAGCGAUGGACCGGGCCCCGAGCGCGGGCUAGCGUGCCUGGGUGCCCGGCCAUGGGCUGUAUCGGCUCUCGGAGCCCGGCGGGUCAGGCAUUUCUUGGGACCACCAGUUGGCUGAGGCUCAGGGACAGAGACGGCUGCUCCAGCUAAAGCGUGAAGGGCCUGGAGGACGAUGGACUUGUCAGACGAGUCGCAGAGUGGCCUCGGACCCCGCGUGGGCUGUGGAGUGGAUCGAACUUCCUCGGGGCCUCUCUCUAUCUUCCUUGGGAUCUGCUCGGACCCUCCGAGGCUGGAGCCGGUCCUCUCGCCCUUCCUCCGUGGACAGCCAGGACUUGCCAGAGGUGCCGGGCCCCCAGUGUUGGUGAAUGUUGGAGACACAGUCGCGAUGCUGCCCAAGUCCCGGAGAGCCCUAACUAUCCAGGAGAUCGCUGCGCUGGCCAGAUCCUCCCUGCAUGGUAUUUCCCAGGUGGUGAAGGACCACGUGACCAAGCCCACCGCCAUGGCCCAGGGCCGAGUGGCUCACCUCAUUGAGUGGAAGGGCUGGAGCAAGCCCAGUGACUCGCCUGCUGCCCUGGAGUCUGCCUUUUCCUCCUAUUCGGACCUCAGUGAGGGUGAACAAGAGGCUCGCUUUGCAGCAGGAGUGGCUGAGCAAUUUGCCAUUGCAGAAGCCAAGCUCCGGGCAUGGUCUUCGGUGGAUGGUGAGGACUCCACGGAUGAAUCCUAUGAUGAGGACUUUGCUGGGGGAACUGACUCAGACAUGGCUGGGCAGCUGCCCCUGGGGCCCCACCUCCAGGACCUCUUCACCGGCCACCGAUUCUCCCGGCCACUGCGCCAGGGCUCGGUGGAGCCUGAGAGCGACUGCUCGCAGACCGUGUCCCCAGAGACCCUGUGCUCUAGUCUGUGCAGCCUGGAGGAUGGGUUGCUGGGCUCCCCGGCCCGCCUGGCUUCCCAGCUGCUGGGCGACGAGCUGCUCCUCGCCCAACUGCCCCCCAGCCGGGAAAGUGCCUUCCGCAGCCUGGGCCCAUUGGAGGCCCAGGACUCGCUCUACAACUCGCCCCUCACGGAGUCCUGCCUUUCCCCCGCCGAGGAGGAGCCAGCCCCCUGCAAGGACUGCCCGUCGCUCUGCCUGCCACCAGUGGGCAGCUGGGAACAGCAGCGGCAAGCCUCUGACGUAGCUUCUUCUGGGGUGGUGUCCUUAGACGAGGAUGAGGCAGAGCCAGAGGAACAGUGACCCAAAUCAUGCCUGGUGGUGGCAUGUGUCCCCUGGCUGCUGCUGGGGGCAGAGCCUCCGUGCCCAAGUGUGAGCACGAGGCUUCCAGCAGAGCUCCAAAGCCUAGAGGGCUCCUGGGAGCACUCACUCCUCCGUUGUGUGUUUUGCAUGAAAGUGUUCGGAGAGGAGGCAGGGGCCAGGCUGGGGGUGCAUGUCCUGCCCCCACUCCUGGGGUUUGCCGGGGGUUGCCCGGGGCCUCUGGGGCAUGGCUGCAGCUGUGGCAGACAGUGAUGUUCAUGUUCUUAAAUCAAAAAUGCCACAUACACAUUUCCUCCUCGGAUGACAUGAACCCCUACGGGGGUGGUUGUGACUGGGCUGUAUGGGACAGAGUAGGAGGGAACCCCCCACCCCCCAACGCCUCUCUCUUCUCUGCUUCUCUCCUCACUCCCGAGUCCAUGUGCAGUGCGUGACAGAAUCACUCCCACCCAGGGCCAGGGGGGCUGGCUCUUACCCUCCUGGAGCCUACGGAUUGAACCAUCCCCCAAGGGCCCCUCACCCAGCUGGGCUCGUGCUGUGCUUCACCUCUCCAUCGUCUCUAAAUCUUCUUCUUUUUCCUAAAGAAAGAGGGGUUUUGGUCUGUUCUUUCAGUCGGAUCUUCUCUGGGAGGCAUUAGAAUGAUGAAAGCACGUACCCUCCACCUGUUUCCUGGCCCCCGUGACGGGGUCUGGGCCCUUCCCAGGUCCUUGUAGGAUGUGUGGGCAGGGUCCUCGUGGCUCACAGCCCGCCAGACUGCUCCAUUCACCCCGAGUUCUCUUUAGGGUGGAGUUGGAAGAAGGGAUGGCUCUGGUUGCUACCCAGCUGUGACUUUGAUGUUCUUCCAGAGAGGGCCACAAGGGGGCCACACGCGUGGCCGGGCAGUUGUCUGCUGAUGCCUGAGUGGGGCAGGAACUGUGCCAAGGAGUGACAGGCAUGAGGGAGUGUCUCUCCUUGGGGAGGAAAGAGGGUAGUGCCUUUCUUGGCUGAACGAAAGGCCAAAGCUACUGUACUGGGGGCCUCUGCCCCAGCCAGGGUGUGGAUGACCAAGCAGUGGAGGCCUCUGCAGAGCCUGCAUUCCACGGAUAGCAGGCUCUGGAGUUUAUGGCCGCGAGGGGUGUGGGUGGCUGCAGCAUUUGGAACCUUGUAGGCUUUGGCAGGUAAGAGAGCCCAAGGUAAGAACGAGCUGAUGGGCACAGGCAUUCUAUAUACAAGUGGCUCAUUAGGUGUUUAUUUUGUUCUAUUUAAGAAUUUGUUUUAUUAAAUUAAUAUAAAAAUCUUUGUAAAUCUC
Diceros bicornis minor is the source of this 2995-nucleotide messenger RNA. RefSeq names its product family with sequence similarity 131 member A (gene FAM131A). Bases 634 to 1692 code for a protein of 352 amino acids. The transcript is spliced from 8 exons. The record is from RefSeq and is a predicted model, not a curated record. Lineage: Eukaryota; Metazoa; Chordata; Mammalia; Perissodactyla; Rhinocerotidae.